Molecule: messenger RNA, 3142 nt
Organism: Callithrix jacchus (white-tufted-ear marmoset)
Lineage: Eukaryota; Metazoa; Chordata; Mammalia; Primates; Cebidae
Gene: ASB15
Product: ankyrin repeat and SOCS box containing 15
Biological process (GO): intracellular signal transduction
Cellular component (GO): cytoplasm
Molecular function (GO): protein binding
Source: RefSeq, a predicted model, not a curated record
GUGCCAGAGACAGCUUAUGUUUCAGUUGUACAAGGUCAGAUCUUAAUUUAACCACCAACUGGAUACUUAAUUUUAGAUACACAGAGGAACACAUUGGCUCCAGGGCACUUCCUCUGAUUUAGGAAGGUAAGUCCCUGGAUAAGAAUGACAAGAUGAUCAUUCCAAAAGGAUAAAUCCUGAUGAUUCUCUCAGGGACCUCCAGUAGAUAAGCUCAACACUCAAGAACCAUUGCAGCUUCAAGGUCCAUUCCAGUAAUGCUCCUGUGACUGACUGACUGGCACCUUAGUACUCCUGCAUGCAGAUCUUCACUUCAUCCCAAGCUUUCAGGAAAAGGCUGGAGACACCUGGGCUGAAUUGGAGUUGUUCUGCAUAUGACCACUGAGAGCAGCUGUUUGUUUGCUGUAGUUGACAAGGAGUCGGAACAGAGGGAAGAGAUAGAAAGAAAAACGAAAAGAGAUUUUGCUUCCCCUCAGAAAACUAAUGGUCCAAGUGAAAACACAAGCACAAGAAUGGAUACUAAUGACGACCCCGAUGAAGACCAUCUUACAAGUUACGAUAUUCAGCUAAGUAUUCAAGAAUCCAUUGAAGCCAGCAAGACUGUACUUUAUCCUGAAAGAUUUGUACCCCUAAGCAGUCAAAACAGAAAACUUGUGGAGGCCAUAAAACAAGGUCACAUUCUUGAGCUCCAGGAGUAUGUAAAAUAUAAAUAUGCAAUGGAUGAAGCUGAUGAAAAAGGAUGGUUUCCAUUGCAUGAAGCUGUUGUUCAACCCAUUCAACAAAUACUUGAGAUUGUUCUGGAUGCAUCCUAUAAGACACUCUGGGAAUUCAAGACCUGUGAUGGAGAAACACCCUUGACUUUGGCAGUCAAAGCUGGUCUGGUGGAAAAUGUAAGAACUUUACUAGAAAAGGGAGUAUGGCCCAACACCAAAAACGACAAAGGAGAGACCCCCCUUCUGAUAGCUGUAAAAAGGGGCUCCUAUGACAUGGUAUCGACUCUGAUCAAACACAACACUAGCCUAGACCAGCCCUGUGUCAAGAGAUGGUCAGCAAUGCAUGAAGCCGCCAAGCAAGGCCGAAAAGAUAUCAUAGCUCUGCUGCUGAGACAUGGAGGCAAUGUCCACCUGAGAGAUGGAUUUGGAGUCACACCCUUAGGCGUUGCUGCUGAGUUUGGUCACUGUGAUGUGUUAGAACAUCUAAUCCACAAAGGUGGUGAUGUGCUUGCUCUGGCGGAUGAUGGGGCGUCGGUGCUGUUUGAGGCAGCAGGAGGUGGCAAUCCUGACUGCAUUUCCCUCCUGCUGGAAUAUGGAGGAAGCGGAAAUGUACCUAACCGAGCAGGGCAUCUUCCUAUACACAGAGCUGCCUAUGAGGGGCAUUAUCUUGCACUGAAAUAUCUUAUCCCAGUAACAUCUAAAAAUGCAAUUCGGAAAAGUGGGCUAACACCAAUUCACUCAGCGGCAGAUGGACAAAAUGCACAGUGUCUAGAACUGCUCAUUGAAAAUGGUUUUGAUGUCAAUACCCUACUUGCUGACCACAUUUCCCAGAGCUAUGACGAUGAGAGGAAGACUGCGCUGUAUUUUGCCGUUUCUAAUAAUGAUGUUCGUUGCACAGAAGUCCUUCUGGCGGCAGGUGCAGACCCAAACUUAGAUCCCCUCAACUGUCUACUUGUGGCAGUGAGAGCCAAUAAUUAUGAAAUUGUCCGGCUGCUUCUCUCCCAUGGAGCUAAUGUCAAUUGUUACUUUAUGCAUGUAAAUGACACUCGUUUCCCCAGUGUCAUUCAGUAUGCCCUAAACGACGAGGUAAUGCUGAGGCUAUUGCUGAAUAAUGGCUAUCAAGUGGAGAUGUGCUUUGACUGCAUGCAUGGCGACAUCUUUGGAAAUUCAUUUGUGUGGUCAGAGAUAGAAGAAGAGGUGCUGCCAGGAUGGACAUCUUGUGUAAUAAAAGAUAACCCGUUCUGUGAGUUUAUUACAGUUCCUUGGAUGAAGCACUUGGUAGGCAAAGUUACUCGAGUACUAAUAGAUUACAUGGAUUAUGUUCCUCUGUGUGCUAAACUGAAGUCUGCACUAGAAGUACAGAGAGAAUGGCCAGAGAUCCGUCAAAUACUAGAGAAUCCUUGUUCAUUGAAGCAUUUGUGUCGGUUAAAAAUUCGAAGACUUAUGGGACUCCAGAGACUCUGCCAGCCAGCCUCAAUAGAGAAGCUUCCUCUACCACCAGCUAUUCAAAGAUACAUAUUAUUUAAAGAGUAUGAUCUCUAUGGACAAGAGCUAAAGUUGACAUAAUAUUUUAAAAUGUGAUUUUAAAAAAUAUUUUGAAAUGUGAUUCCCUCACAUAAUUUCUUGGAACCAUUUUACAUCCUUAAUUGUAAAGUGUAUUUAAAUUUGUUGACAAUUUUAUGGGUGGAUCAUGUGUUCUUAUGGGGAACACCAUAAUCUGUGUCUUUAAAGACACAUUUUUUAACGAUAGUAUUUUGAACUUAGAUUUGUAUCUUUGUCUUCAGAAUCUCCCUAUCAAGUGGCUCCUGCAAUAUCCACAAUCAAGUCUCUAUGACAGAUAAGCACUUUCUCAAACCCACAUCUCCUUCCAGUUGCUGGCCCGAUUCUCCUGUUUUUCAUGGUCUUGCUGUGUAAAAGAGCUCCUCCUGCCUGUAGGUUCACACACUGUGAUCUGGCAUCUGCCCCUAUACUGCUUUUCUCAAGGUCCCUGACAACCUCUUUGUUGCUAAAUCCAGUGAACAUUCUUCAGUCCCUCUUCCAGUUGAUUCCUGCAGCAUCCGACAUUGUUUCCUCCCUGAAAUGAUACCUCUUUCCCUGUUUCUUACAAAACCUUGUUCUCUUGGGUGUCCUCCCACCUUCCUGGGCACUCUGUCUCUUGGUUUCUUUCUGCCUAGCUCAUCUCUAGCCAAUCUUUUAGUCGCAUAUCUUAAGCCCUUUUCACUUUUGCUUUGUUCUUUAAGUUAUGUAUCCUAAGCCCUCUUUGCUUUGGUCUCUGGGAAAUUUUAUCCACAUCCAUGGUUUUAAUCAUUUUGCUAGAGACUACAAAAUUUCUAUCCAAAACUCAGCUCUUUCUCUCAUGUGCUUCCGACCUAUGUAGACAAUUGGCCUAAUGAACAUUUGAACACAAAGACAGACGUGUCCCUAGAUGAACU